This is a messenger RNA of Schistosoma intercalatum, 2210 nucleotides long. Lineage: Eukaryota; Metazoa; Platyhelminthes; Trematoda; Strigeidida; Schistosomatidae. The record is from the annotation of a GenBank genome assembly.
AUGUGAGUCACUACACUCGUAACAAAAUAUUGGAUGUCGGGGAUGUCAACCUUGGAAUACGCGGAUUUAUGAAAACUACGGGUUAUAAUAUCGCUACUAUUUUCGAUGCAAAAUUCCCAGGAAAGCUUGAUGACACUCUAAUAAAUAGGCUUUGCUUGUUAGUAGUAUGUCAGCAUGAAUUUCACACUGAGUUUUGGUCUACAUUGCCGAUCAGUGAAUGGCAUCUUAUAUCGAAACACGCUUCUCGAUGGGACAUUGAUUGUGAUUACACUACUGAAUUGCAUAUCAUUCUGAAAGCUGCCGUAUCUCUUUCUUUUCGCUAUGGUUUUAUUUUCGGAAAUGAGGAUUUUGGCCCUCAUCAGAUCGUAUUGUAUGCUCUCAAUGUAUCCAACAAAAAUGUUGAUAUUACACUCACUGAAGCCUUGGCUAAUAGUUUAAAAAGUCUUCGUUCUCUCACAGACAUUAGUUCUGUAUCUUGGAUCAAGUCUCCAAGGGUCUUAACACUUCUUCAAGGUCUCUCUAGGGAAACAAAUGUUCAUGUUUUCAAAAAUACCGUUAUCAUAUGUGCAUUUAUUUUUCUUCAUCUUCUUGCAGAUGGCAAGCUUGAUGCUAGCCAAGAGCCUUUCAAUGAAUGUUUUCAGCUGUCAGCUUUUGGUACUGAAGUAUUAUUCCUAAUUGCAGAAUUGAUUAAUAAGUUUAAUGUAGAAUUUGAUACUUUGCAAAUACCGGAUACAUUUCAAUUUAGCGUGACUACUUUUGAUUCAUUUCCUUCAGAACUACAAGCUAAGUUGCUCUUUUUGGUUUUCACUCGUAUUGUGAGCUCACCAUCAACCAACAGUGAUUGGGUUUCAUAUUUGAAGUCUUUACGUAACUUCCCUGAGCUAUGUGCCUCGAUAAUCAGGUUUUGUUUAAAAUCCAAUAAGAAACUGUGUAAUGAGAUGUGGAAAUUUGUCAUAGAUGAAUGGUCUAUUUCUUUGCAUACGUGUUUGGAAAACAAUGAAGUUGAUAAUCUACUUCGUAUUAUAAACCCAGUUUGUCUGUAUACAAAUGCUUCGCUCCAUAUAGAAUCUGGGAAUGAAUUAUUAAAGAAAAUUCUGUCUGUCGUUAUGAAAAACUCAAAUUCUGUUAAGGGAAAUAAAGUAGACAAGUACCAUGCAAGGUUGUGGGUCUUGUCAAGAAUUCUAGUCCAUUGUUCACCAUCUUCAAUAGUUUCAUUGUCGGAUGUAACUGAUGUCGCGGACUACUUAGUAUCUUGUUGUAGCAAUUCUUUUUCCGAUCCCAUGACUUCUAGUAUAGAUGCCGCGUUUAACUUUUUUGAAGAAGUUUGUCUUCUCUACUGGAGCUCAAAACAGUCAGUAAUUGAUAAACUGAUUUUUAAACUCUUUGAUUCACUUUUGACUACAGAUAAUCCAAGGAUUUUUUCUACCUUCUCAUUUCAUUUUAUUCACCUUAUCGAAGAAUUAUCUUAUAAAUACAACUGUCUAGAGGUAUAUAGUACAUUUUGGAUUUGCCUUUUCAAACUACUGAAUAAAGUAAAUGAUCAGAUACUAAACCAAUCUCCCAUGUUUGAUGUGUUUAAUAAUGAAGGAUUACUGGAUGUAACUGUUGCAAUUUUAAAAAUUCUUAGUCGCGAAACAUAUAUAUUAUUGUGGACAAGUGAAUGUAAACUGUUAUUUUCUGUGUUUGUUGAUAGUCUCAUGUCGAGACUUGGUGUCGGUAAUUUUAUAAACGAUGCUUCCUUUCGUGGGCUUUCCCUUUCAACCUUCAUUAUCUUCAUCGUCUGUGAGUAUCAUAAUAAUAACACAAGUCCCCAUUCAAAGGAUCACAAUCGUUCAAUUGAAUGGGCUUAUAGAUCAUAUGAUUAUCUUGUAAAUUUUGACCUAAUGGAAUUGACAGAAUCAAAGUGUGUUUCCAAAACACUGUGGAAUACCGUCAAAUAUCUUGAGAAAGAAUCUGAAGAAUAUCCGAUUGAUCUAUGGAAAAAUAUUCUUUCAUCAAUUACAAUGAAAUGGAAGACAGAUCUUGGUGAAGAGUACUUUUUAUCUAUACAAGAGUUACCUCUCCUAAAUUAUUGUCCCAAUUGUAAAGAGAAUAUUGAAGAAUUAUUAGAUGAUAUAAUUAUUUCAAGUACCAGUAAUGUGACCGCUGAUUGUACAGAAGGUUAAUUUUUCCCAAGCGGACAAAUAUUAUCUUGGUGUAUAUCUCGAAAG